AUAUCUAGUAUUCGUACUCAGUUGUUCUCUCCUUCUCUUGAGAAAGUCUUUCCUAAUGAGGCCACUUCGCCAUGGCCAUAUCCAAGUGGUGACGAAGGUCGAGGUCGUCCGCUUUCAAUGGAUGUUUUUACCACCGACAAAAAAUCUAACCGUUUUCUACGAGAAACCUGUGUCUGGGACGAGACUCUUAAUAUUGGGAUGGAUCCUACCAGUGGUCAGUUGCUUCGUAUUGGCCAUUUUGAUGUCAUCCAUACACCAAGUGAUCGCGGAAUGCACAUCUCUUGGACACCUGAUGGUCUCCGAUUAAGCAGAUAUCUCGAUAGCAUGGGGCGCAUUCGAGCUGUUUUGCUAACCUUGGUGAGUAUAUACAAUUUUAUUAUCUCUAGCUCAGAGGAUCCUAUUAUAGUUCAUUUUGCUAUAUUUAAAAAAUUAUAA
Molecule: messenger RNA, 435 nt
Organism: Protopolystoma xenopodis
Lineage: Eukaryota; Metazoa; Platyhelminthes; Monogenea; Polystomatidea; Polystomatidae
Source: the annotation of a GenBank genome assembly